UUGGUUGCUGCUGUGACUGCUGUCAUCAAUACCAUCUGUGCUGCUGUUGCGAUCACUGCUACUCCACUUGUUGAUCGUAUUCCUUAUCACACAUCUGCUCUUUCUGGAUAUGGAUGGGUCUUGGAGCUCAUCGAUGGGCAUCCUGACAGGAUCAAGAAUGAGCUUGGCAUGCAGAAGCAUGUUUUCCUUGGUCUGAUUGCCGCACUUCAGAUGGCAGGCCUUUCAGAUUCACGUAAUAUCACCCUUCGGGAGAAGACAGCUAUUUUCUUGUACAUG
Punctularia strigosozonata HHB-11173 SS5 is the source of this 276-nucleotide messenger RNA. RefSeq lists its product as uncharacterized. Lineage: Eukaryota; Fungi; Basidiomycota; Agaricomycetes; Corticiales; Punctulariaceae. The transcript has a single exon. The annotation marks the transcript as partial. The record is from RefSeq and is a predicted model, not a curated record.